Molecule: messenger RNA, 2550 nt
Organism: Trichoderma gamsii
Lineage: Eukaryota; Fungi; Ascomycota; Sordariomycetes; Hypocreales; Hypocreaceae
Exons: 1
Coding region: 1-2550 (849 amino acids)
Molecular function (GO): triacylglycerol lipase activity
Source: RefSeq, a predicted model, not a curated record
AUGAACAUCACAAACACAGCGCCGGGGUUGCCGCCCCCCGGCAUCAACGCCGCAGACUCUGGCGAAGAAGAGAAUCUUUCAGACGACUCCAUGUGUCGGGACCAGGAUGACGCCCAGGCCUUUCUGCAGCCGGCCAUGAGCGCCGCAGCCAGCCAUCUGACCUCGUUGCACACUCCCGCCACCGAAAAGGCCGCUGCGCUGCAAAGGCGUCAAGUCGUCGGCUACUUUGAUGAGCCUCAGACAUACGGCGACGACGAUGGAGAUGGAGACACGACGCCGGAAGCACCAGCAGCCCAAUCGACGUCUCUUCCGCUGCCGGAGACGCAACUCAAUGGGAAACCUGUCCCCAUGAUAGGGCCUGUGCCGCUGACCUCGCCGCGACGACGAAGCCCGCCGUCUCCGUGGAAGUCUCAGCAGGCGACCAAGGACGGAAAGCCGUUCAGCGAGGCACGCGGGAUUCUUCAUGCGGCGUUUGAGCCCACUCGCCAACGAUCACGAUCAGCGGGCCAGGAGGCCUUGAAGAAGCUGCAGCAGGCAUUCCCCUCGCAUCUGCUCCCGUCAUUGCCAAAGUCACUGCCCAAGUCGUUGCGGCCAAGCCGGUCUGACGCUUCCCGGCGCCGCGGCCACGCUUCUCCGGAUUCUCCUCUUCGCAACGCCCCUGAUUCGCCGUCAAGUCCAGAUGCCAAUGCUGCUGCUGGCAGUUCUUCUUCAAGACCGCCGCUGCUGCGUAGGACAACGUCUGACGAUAGCAUGCUGUAUCACAGCCUGUCCCGCGCCUCGUCUCUCGGCGACGACGACCGCUUCACCGACGUCCGCGACAUGGUCAACGUUCGCUUCAUGGCCAUCAAGCACAGCCUGCCCGACGUCCCCAACUUCAAGAUCCCCAACAUACCAGGCCUGGCCGGGCUGCAGGCCAUCUCCAGGAAAUCCACAAUCUCCCUCAACGGCAUCUUCUCCAACGAAUCCGCCAACCACUCCAAGCAGAACCUCGACUCCACUGCCUCCAAGGAGAUCCCCAAGGAAAUCCCCAUUGACGAUUCCGAACGCCUGGACCGUGUGCUGGAGGAGCUGACGGGCGACAUCGUCGUCAUGGGCGGCUACCGCGGCUCGAUCCUGCGCUCUGCCGAGCCGCCGCACCAGCAGCUCUGGGCGCCGGUCAAGCUCGGGCUCAACCUGCGCAAGGCGAAUCUCGAGGUCGGCCUGGACGACGAGGACGAGGAAACGAUGGAGGAGCGCAUCUUCCCGUCUGGCAUGCUGCAGCACAUCGGGCCCAUCGACAUCUCGCGCAAGUUCUUCAAGAAGCUGCGCUCGUGCGAGAACGCGCGCUCGGGGCGCCUCCGCGUGUGGGACUACGGCUACGACUGGCGUCUCAGCCCUUCGCGAUCGUCGAAGCGGCUGCUCGACUUUUUGCGCAACCUGCCGUCGAACCAGCCCGGCGUGCCCGUCGAGUCCCGCGGCGCCAUCGUCGUCGCCCACAGCCUCGGCGGGCUCAUUACGCGGCACGCCGUCAACCAGCAGCCCGAUUUGUUUGCGGGCGUGCUCUUCUGCGGCACGCCCAUGCGGUGCAUCAACAUCCUGGGCCCGAUGCGCAACGGCGACGCGGUGCUGUUCAACGACAAGCUGCUGACGGCGCAGGUCAACUUUUCGAUCCGCACGUCGUUUGCGCUGCUGCCCGAGGACGGCUUCCUGUUUGUCGACAAGUACACGGGCGAGGAGUAUCCCGUCGACUUCUUCGAGCCCGAGAACUGGGUCAAGUACCGUCUGAGCCCGUGUGUGGCGCCGCCGCUGCCGCCGUACAACCAGCACCCACAGCAUUCGCCCCUAGCCGCCUUUUUCCCCAACGCGCUGCUGCGGCCGAGCAAGUCUGACAAGAGGCGGAAUUCCAUGUCGGGCCCUGAUCCGGCCAGCAAAGAUGCUUCCAGUACCAACGACAGCAGCAUACCCCAGGCCCGAGCCUCCAUGGCACCGCAGUUCGGCGGCAGCAACAACCGCAAACUCCAAAACCACCGCCACACGCUCAGUAUCCCGCCCUCCUCCCAGGCCCCUUUCUCCCCCGACACAGCCAACCUACCCCCUUCUCCCCCCUCGCCCUCCAUCGACCCAGCCCUCUUCCGCCGCAACUACGAAUACCUCACCCGCACCCUCGCCUCCGUCAAGCAGUUCCGCUCCGAGCUCGUCCACAACAAAGCCCACCAAGACGCAAACGCCUACCCGCCGCUGGCAGUCAUCUACGGCAAAUCCAUCCCCACCGUGUACGCCGCACAUGUCAACGGCCGCGACGCCAUCCCUUGUUCUGACGCGUACGACGAGCUUGUCUUCCGUCCGGGCGAUGGCGUGGUGCUUGCAAGGGAGAGCAUGUUGCCCGAGGGAUACUCGAUUGCGAAAGGCGGGCGAGUGAGCACUGAUCGCGGGCAUGUGUCGAUUCUGACGGACAUGCCGGCGCUGGGGAAGGCGUUGGGGGCGUUGUUGAGGGGAAGGAGGAAGGGGAUUGGAUAUGGGUCGGUGUCUGAAGCAGCGGGGACACCGACGACGACACAGCAGGCCAAGUGA